This is a messenger RNA of Aegilops tauschii subsp. strangulata, 1878 nucleotides long. Its product is annotated as protein NRT1/ PTR FAMILY 4.5. Gene Ontology annotation, biological process: transmembrane transport. NCBI's taxonomy places the organism in Eukaryota, Viridiplantae, Streptophyta, Magnoliopsida, Poales, Poaceae. The record is from RefSeq and is a predicted model, not a curated record. Gene Ontology annotation, cellular component: membrane. Gene Ontology annotation, molecular function: transmembrane transporter activity.
CUGCCUCACUAGCAAACAGUGCUCAUCCGCCUAUAUAGCUAGUGGAACACUCUUCAAGUGCCACUCACUCGCAACUCGCAAGCACAGCACGCGCGUACAAAUUUGAACUCGUUCGGACUCGGAAGCGAGAUCAUGGGCAGCUCGUUCGGGCUCGUGGAUUUCAGGGGGAGGCCGGUUGACACCAGUAGGCAUGGAGGAGUCAGAGCUUCCAUGUUCAUUUACAUCAUGGUGUGGCUCGGCAACGUGGUCAACAUCGCCAACAGCAUGAACAUGGUGAGCUACCUCCGCGGGACGAUGAACAUGGGCGUCGCCGCGGCGGCGACCACCAGCACCAACUUCGUCGCCGCGCUGCAGAUGUUCACCAUCCCGGCGGCUUUCCUCGCCGACUCCUACGUCAAGCGCUUCUACACCGUCCUCAUAUUCGCCCCCGUUGAGAUUUUGGGUUACAUCCUGCUAGCCAUCCAAGCACACGUCCCCUCGCUUCACCCGCCGGCGUGCAGCGUCAACGAGCCACAUAACUGCGAGCCGGUGCACGGCACCAACCUAAGUCUGCUUCUCCUUGGCAUGUACAUGAUCUGCAUCGGUGAGGGAGCCAUCCGGGCAUGCCUACCAGCGCUCGGUGGCGACCAGUUCGACAAUGCUGACGCCGUUGAACGGCGGUUGGAGUCGAGCUUCUUCAACUGGUCCACCUUCUUUGUGUCAAUGGGAACCUUCUUCGGGCUCAUCUUCGUCGUGUGGCUGGAGAACAACAAAGGAUGGGGUGUUGGCUUUGGUGUCUGCGCUGCGAUUGUGCUGCUUGGGUUGCUCAUUUGGGCUGCUGGGUUCCCCUUCUAUCGCAACCAGGUGCCAACUGGGAGCCCCAUCACUAGGAUUAUGCAGGUAAUUAUAGUAGCAUGCAAGAAAAGGAAUCUUAAGCUACCUGGGAGCCCUGAAGACUUAAACCAGAUGAGUGACGAUAAUGCUAAAGGCCUCGAGGUGCUACACAGAACAGAAGGCUUGCAGUUUCUGGACAAAGCAGCAAUAAAAAUAGAGAACGGGGCAAGAGGGCCAUGGUCGCUCUACAACGUGACCCAGGUGGAGGAGACCAAGAUCAUGUGCCGCAUGAUCCCGAUCUUCGUUACCUCAGCGCUCGGCUACAUGCCCGUGUCCAUCAUCCUCAACCUCACCGUCCAGCGGGGCAACACCAUGGACACCAGGCUGGGCGCGAUCGUCGUGUCCCCCGCGACGCUCUUCGUCAUCCCGACGGUCUUCCAGCUGGUGAUCCUGGUCGUGUACGACCGCCUGCUCGUCCCGCUCCUGCGUAGGGCCACCGGCUACGUCGGCGGCGUCACGCACCUCCAGCGCAUCGGCGUGGGCUUCGUGGCCGCGGUGCUGGCCAGCGCCGUCGCGGCGCUCGUGGAGACGAGGAGGAAGGGGGUGGCGCGCAGGAGCAGCUUCGUGGACUCGCCCGCUGGCGGGGAACCGAUGUCGGUCUUCUGGCUGACGCCGCAGUUCUUUCUCCUCAGGGUGGUGGACGUCACCUCCUUCGUCGGCCUCCUCGAGUUCUUCUACAGCGAGGCCUUCGCCGGGAUGAAGUCCAUCGGGAGCUCCGUGUUCUACUGCAUGUUGGGGCUGGCCGCCUGGUUCUCGACCUUGCUGAUCCAGCUGGUGAACCGUGCCAUGAGGCGCGGUGGUGGGGCGGCAGGGUGGCUGGAUGGAGCCAACCUCAACAGGAGUAGGCUUGAUUCCUUCUACUGGUUGGUCUGUGUUCCUGAGCUGGUGUCCUUCAUGGUCUACCUGUUCUGGGCGAGGAGGUACGUCUACCGGAAUGACCAAAGGGUCGCCGCUGAAGAUGACAAGAAGACUAUUCCAUCAGCUGCUUAUGUGGAUGGGAUCUAA